Messenger RNA from Phytomonas sp. Hart1, 2142 nucleotides. The record is from the annotation of a GenBank genome assembly. Lineage: Eukaryota; Euglenozoa; Kinetoplastea; Trypanosomatida; Trypanosomatidae.
AUGUCACCAACGAGUGCUGAAUCCCUUAUAGUACAGGGUGAGAGUCCACUAUUAGCCUUGACCCUCUUCGCAAGUUCAUGCAUAUCAGAGGAAGUACGUUAUUACUUUUCAGAUGCCAUCUCACAUCAUUAUUUCGAUAGAAUCAGCAAUAAAGGAAUAACUGAAGAUACUCCAGGAGCGUUUGCGCGUGGGGAAUUAGAUAUCAAUGGAGAAGGUAAGGGCUAUAUAUUUUAUCGUAAUUUAACGAUGAAGAAUCUAUUCCCCUUUAAAAGCACACGAAAAACAAUUGUGGAUCGCUUGCAGGAGGAUACACAGUCGUUUGGAAAUAAUGGGCUAAAGUCAAGAGUCAAAUGUGAACGUAGCGAGAAUAAAAAAUUAGAUGACGCCUCUAUUGCCGAUGCGCUAAGCCGAGGAUGUUGCGGUUAUCUCUAUUCCGCGUCUUAUAAUGGUCCUGCACAUACGACAGUCCUUUCCUGCACCCCCUGCCGUGUGCUCAAAGGGUACUACAUGAUAUGGGCCGAAACCCAGCUUCGCGUCACAAUUUAUCGUCAGCCGAUGAUGCUCGUGAUUGACGGCCGGGACUCUUUGUCCGAUGCGGACGACCCUCCCACUGCGCCCCAUAUUCUACCCCUGCUGCUUUCUCAGAUCCGUUCACAGGGCCUGAGGUGGUGCCGGCACGGGAAGCUGAAGCCGCCUUCUGCCGGUGUGCUGGUGUCGUCUGUACGGAGCCCUCUCAGCCCCUGUCCCGGCCGUCGGGGAUCCUUCCCACUGGGGAUCCACCACGCCACGACCCUCCUCACCUCGCAGAGCCUGCACUUUGUGCACCUUGACGCCCUCCAGGCACGCCGUCGGGAGGCCUUUGCCCUGCAGUCGAUCCUUCACCCGCGCCGUGGCACGCUGCUGGAGUGCUAUCCCAAACAGAUGAUCCACUUUGGGCUCACGGCCUACGCGCUGUGGAAUGCCAGGGAGGGGGGUUGGGGCCCGGCUUCCGCGCUCGCGGGCCCUUGUCACAGCGCUGUAGCCCCAUCCUCGCCUUCGGACAGUCGAACCAGGCAGAAGGUAGGGCCAAGGCAACAGGGGAUGCUACACUUCACAGGUGGGGAGGGGGAUGAGGAUCUACUCCCAAUGCGAGAUUCCGAUGCAAUUUUGGUGUUGGGCCUUGGGGGGAAUGUUUUAGGGCAGUGUUUGGAUACCCUUCUUUCUCCGGUGGUGAAGUUGCAUGUGGUGGAGGUGGAGCCGGUGGUGUUGGAGGCCUGCGUGGCGUAUGAUCAGCUGCCACCUCUCCAGCCUGCUGUUUCACCGGCUCUUCGUUAUGAAGAUAAAUUCAAGGCGAACCCUACGAGCACGAACCCUGAUAUAGCUCCAUUAAAGAAAAAGCCUGAUGAAUUUUUUGCUAGUGAACCCCAUCCGCGAGGCCCUCGUUAUCGAAUUUAUCUCCAAGACAUCUUCAACUUUCUUAAACCUAAAAAGUCCCAGAACGCUGAUUCAUCUUCUGUAGACUAUUAUAACAUGAUCUUUCUUGAUUGUUAUGAUCCCAACUCUGAGACUAUGAUACAUUCCCGGGAACUUUUAGAGCUUUGUCAUCAGCGUCUUCGUCCGGGGGGAGUCGUAGUAAUAAAUGCUCACUUCUUGCCAAAAUCCGAGGUGCUGAAAAAGCAGUUCUUGGGGUACGGCUUUGCUUCAGUUCAGGCGCUCCGCGUUGCCGGUUUGAAUCAAUCGAUUAUUCUGUGUUUACGUGGACCGGAUUUUUUCCCAACUCGAGAUAAAGCGUCCUCAUCAAUUUCACAAUAUACUGCAUUUCUUACCCAACGUGGUCUUCGCUUUACACUACGCAAUGCUCGAGCUAUUGCAGAGUAUAUCAAUCAACGUCAAUUACUCUGUAGAGGUGAAGGUCACCAUCGUGAGGAAUCUUUAAAGACGAAUCCUUCUCACAUGUCAGCAAGUUCUACUCUAUUCGCUCUAAAUCCGAUGUGGCUUAAGUCUUGUCGCCUGUUGAUGAAAUCCCGAUCGAAGCAAGGUUCACUUAUUACUGUAAGAGAGAAUAACCCCGAGAACGAUUCAUCUGAUUGCGAUAUCUCAAUAAAUCUAAAGAGGGUGUGCUUAGAGACAGAAUCUUGUCGUAUUUGGGAGCAUUUUUCGUAG